Messenger RNA from Callorhinchus milii (elephant shark), 1698 nucleotides. RefSeq names its product S-phase cyclin A-associated protein in the ER. Lineage: Eukaryota; Metazoa; Chordata; Chondrichthyes; Chimaeriformes; Callorhinchidae. The transcript is spliced from 9 exons. The record is from RefSeq and is a predicted model, not a curated record. The coding region runs from base 1 to 1305 and encodes 434 amino acids.
AUGUAUUCAGGUGCCUUACAAAUCAUAUUUGAUGCUCUUUUACAGGACUUGAGCACAUCCCUGUGCAAUGUGAUUAAUGCAUACUGCUUUGCCUGCAAUGGCUGCUAUGACAACUGCAUCUAUGUUCUGCUCAGUAACAAGAUCACCUUCUUAAUGGAGCUACUGAUGCAUCAGUUGACAAUCUUUGUUCCUGCUGAAGAUGAAACCAGCUUUGGAAAAAGUGUGAACAAGCAAGUAUUUGAAGGACUGACAACCGGACUGCUCCAAACAUGUGCCACUGUGCUUGAGUGCCUGGCCACCAAUCUCCUUGAGGCCAGCAGUCAGCCUGGCACACCUAAGAAAUCUCUCCAAGAAACCAAGAACAACUGCUCACAGAGUGAAGUCUACAGCAACAGAGUGCAGGAUCUGAUUAGCUAUGUAGUAUAUAUCGGACUUAUCGACAAGCUGUAUGGCUGCUUCUUAUCCAUACAAGGACCUGUUGAUGAUCUUCCUAAGAUUGCCUCCUUUCUACAAAAUACUACUGCAUUACUACAUGGUCUGUGCAGGUUGGAUUUUGCCGUCCUCAACAGAUCACAGGGUAUUUUUGAAAACAAACGGCAGGAUCCCACCGGCCUGAUCGCCGCACUACAGUCCACCGAACUGGUGGGUGCCCUGAACAUGCUUUACUGCAUUCUUCUGCACGGUGCGUCAGCCGAUCAUAACACCUCCACUUUCGGAGAGAUUUAUACACAACCCACAAUUCACGUUGCCAUCCAGAGUCUUCGUUUCCUGAACAGCUUCGCAUUUCUAGAUCUUCCAACUUUCCAGGCUGUGUGUGGUGCAGAAGGACUGUCCCUGGCAUUCCGCCAUAUUGUCAGCUCACUGCUGUGGUAUUGCUCCCAUCAUACCUGUGAGGACCUGUUACACGAGGUCAUUGUGUGUGUGGGGUAUUUUACUGUGAACCACCCUGACAAUCAGGUAACUGUACAAUCGGGCCGGCACCCCACUGUCCUUCAGAAACUCUGCCAGUUACCGUUUCAGUACUUCAGUGACCAGCGUUUGAUCAAGGUCCUCUUCCCAGCACUGAUCACAGCUUGUUACAACAAUCCCCAAAACAAGGUCAUCUUAGAGCAGGAGAUGAGCUCCAUCCUGCUGGCCUCCUUCAUCCAGGAUUUUGCACAGAGCUCCAGCCAGCCUGAAAAUAAGUCUUCACAACGGAAAGAAAAAAUUCCUCGUGCUCUGGACUAUCUGGAAUUCUCGAAUAGGUUUCCUCGUGAGAUGUGGGAUGAUGCUCGGACAUUUUUCUUGAAAAAAGAAAAGAACUGAAACACAAACAGGAAGAUGUACUCAACAUGCCACACACACAAAAACAAACAUGCAAACACACACACACACACACACACAAUAUUUUGGUUUAUAGGUCAGCCAGUAAUGCAACCACUAACAUUAUGUUCAGAUAGUUCUUUCUAUGAUUUGCACAAAUUGUAUAUAUUUCCUGAUGUACAUACGGUCUUAAUUUUAAUCACUUUUUGACAUUUCUUUUCAAUGUGAACCUUUCAACUGUACAUGCACAAAUAUGAGUUUAGUUCUUCUAGUUUCUUUUCCAAGUUGUACAGCAGUCACCAGCACUGUGGAGUGUGUCAAUUAAUUUUUAUUUAUUAGAAGUAUCUUUGUAGCCCCAAUAAGCUAACGCAAUAAAAUUAUUUAUUUUCAUUUUCA